Messenger RNA from Drosophila grimshawi, 1304 nucleotides. RefSeq lists its product as uncharacterized. The coding region runs from base 16 to 1086 and encodes 356 amino acids. The record is from RefSeq and is a predicted model, not a curated record. The transcript has 3 exons. NCBI's taxonomy places the organism in Eukaryota, Metazoa, Arthropoda, Insecta, Diptera, Drosophilidae.
GCAGGACUGGCUCAAAUGCAUGAAUGCAAUUGUUUCAAAGUCGAAAUGAAACACAACAAAUCCACUCAAUUUGUGCGUGCCACUAAAAUGACAUCGUGCGACAAUUUAGAAGCAGACGUCGGAGACGCCCGCAAAUCAUUAGAGCACACGUUGAAGUAUCUCUCCGAAUCAAAUCACGAUCCCGUUGACAGACUACGCGGGAAGCGUUCCAGCGAGGAAGGCAUCAUUGGCAUUGGGGGAGGGAGCGGGAGUAGUCACCUUCAUCGGGGCAAGCAUCUUAACAAACAAGGAACGCCAUCGAAAUUUAAGGAAGGCGCAAUAAACAUGCCGCAAACACGCAUAAGGACUCCAGCCAUGCCCACUCGGUUGCAGUCCCCCCGUCGCAACGGCCUCUCGCCACGCGAAGAUGACGAUGACGAUGACGAUGACGAUGACGAUGACGUAGAGGAUGGGGAUGAGGAUGAGGAUGAGGUACGCAAAUUGCAGAUGGAGUUCGAGCACCAACUACAACAGGGGAAGGGUAACGGGGUCGGGAAUCGACGCAUCCAGGUGGGCGCACUUAAGCAACUGAACAGGCCCACCUACAGCUGCAGCUCGUGCGGCGCCAGAUUCCACAUUAAGUCGCUGUUGGGGGCGCAUCGGCGCAUCCACGACGACGAUUUCAAGGUGCGCUUCCGGGAACGUCGGAUGCGGGAGACCGUUAAGAGGGCCACAGCUAAAGUAGAUAACAAACAGUGCAAGUUCUGUGAUCGCAUUUUUGAUCUGGAGCGAGCGAUGCGCAUCCAUCAGCUGUGCCAUUGCACCAAGAUAACGCCGCAGCAGCGGCGCAAGCUCGGCUACACGGAUCUCGCCCACGAGAAGAAGAACGCCCCUCUGCCGUCGUUCCGGUGUCUGCCCAAGAGUCAAGUGUUGCCGCUGCAUCAACUUGUGGCUGAUCCGAGUAUGCCUUAUGUGGCACUCGGCCCGGAUGCGAUUAAAAUGAUUGAGCAGGAGCAGCAGCAGCAGCAGCAGCAGCUCCUCAAGGCCAGAAGGCGAACAACCAAAUACACCGUUAAAGUUGCUGGCCCCCUGGGCCGUUGGCGUUAACCACAAUAAAAACCACAACAACAACAACACAUCGGAUGAUAAACAUAUUUUUCGUGCAAUUGGAGUAGAUUGUUGGCGCUCAAAUUAACAGUUAACAGUAAACAGUUAACAGUCACACAAACCCUCAAAUCAUGAAAUCUUUAUUUGCAAUUGCAUGCAAACAAAUUAUGUUAUAAAAUUUCUGUGAUAAAAUAUUAAACGAUACACAAGCAUAUAAA